This is a messenger RNA of Acanthocheilonema viteae, 600 nucleotides long. The record is from the annotation of a GenBank genome assembly. Lineage: Eukaryota; Metazoa; Nematoda; Chromadorea; Rhabditida; Onchocercidae.
AUGAAGGCAAAUAUCAGUGUACCAGGCUAUUCUGAUAUCAAUAAUGAUAACUCAUGGACGCAUUUUCAAGCACAUCUUUCCACGCUUCCGUCAUAUUCUCACAGAAAUCAACGAUCAAGUAUGCUAGUAGGAAGGCGUUCUAUACAACUCCUCGAAGAGUCAGGAGAAAAAGAACCAAAAUUUGUGAAAUUCAUUAUCAACGUGUACGGUAAAUGGGGUUUCUGGAUCACUCGAUAUGCUUGGCCUGCUAUGAUCUCUUGCCUAGUGCUUUCAGUGCUUGCAAUUAUCAAAAUAUCUUUGACACCGCAAGGCAAUAAUCUAGAAGGUUAUUCACCAUUCGAAGCACGCUCUCGCAUUGAAUACAAGAAAUAUUUGAACUUCUUCUCAGGACGUGGUUUGUCUGUAUCCACAUCAUUGUAUAUUAUAGCCAAAGAUGGUAAUUCUAUGCUUCGACCAAGCCAUCUUAAUGAUACGAUAGAGGUGCUACACUUGGCUGAAAACAAUAUUACAUUAUAUGAUCCAGUUACACGUCUCAAUCAAUCUUUCAAUCAAUUUUGCAAUGAAUUUUGUAACAUAAAUGAACCCGUGUUACAGUUUUAC